Messenger RNA from Puntigrus tetrazona (Sumatra barb), 1693 nucleotides. RefSeq names its product lipase, member Ia (gene lipia). The coding region runs from base 151 to 1506 and encodes 451 amino acids. NCBI's taxonomy places the organism in Eukaryota, Metazoa, Chordata, Actinopteri, Cypriniformes, Cyprinidae. Gene Ontology annotation, biological process: lipid metabolic process. Gene Ontology annotation, molecular function: carboxylic ester hydrolase activity; lipase activity. The transcript is spliced from 11 exons. The record is from RefSeq and is a predicted model, not a curated record.
AAGUGGAGGGUGGAGCCGUGGAGAGGAAGGAGGAGCUGCUCAGAAAGUGUGUCAUCUCACUAGUUCCUGGAGUCUUCAGAUGACUUUUCAGCGUCUCUGAGAAGAUAAAACCCUGACUGUCAGACAGAGUCACCUUCUCACUCCUUCAACAUGGUCUGGCCGGUGCUGGUGUGUGUGACGCUGACGCUGAUGUUUAACCCUUACAGAGCUCAGGACUGUGAGGAGAUGACGGACCUGAAUCUGAAGGACUCUCUGACCGGGACAUCUCUGAGCGUCCGGUUGCUGCUGUACACACGCUCUAACGCGUCCUGCGGUCAGCUGCUGUCCCACCAGGAGCCCUUCUCCAACCCGCUCUUCAACCUCAGCUCCCCGAGCACCUUCCUGAUCCACGGCUACCGGCCCACCGGCUCUCCUCCCGUCUGGCUCGCCCGGUUCGUGCAGACCCUCCUGCAGCGGCGGGACAUGAACGUCAUCGUGGUGGACUGGAACCGAGGAGCCACCAACAUCAACUACUGGAAGGUGGUGGAGAACACCCGCAGGGUGGCCAAAAACCUGAGCCAGCUCAUCCAGAAGAUGAAGGAGGAAGGGGCUGAUCUCGGCUCCAUACACAUGAUCGGUGUCAGUUUAGGGGCCCACAUCUCUGGUUUCACCGGGGCCAGUUUUAAUGGACACAUCGGCAGAAUAACAGCGCUGGACCCGGCGGGCCCCGAGUUCAACGGCCGGCCCCCCAGCGAGCGCCUCGACCCGACCGAUGCCCAGUUCGUGGAGGUGCUGCACACAGACAUGGACGCGCUGGGUUACCGUGAUCUUCUGGGUCACAUCGACUAUUACGCCAACGGUGGAGCGGAUCAGCCUGGUUGCCCCAGAACCAUCUUUUCAGGCUCGGAGUACUUUAAGUGUGACCAUCAGAGGUCCGUGUUCCUGUACAUGAGCUCCGUGAGCGGCUCGUGUCCCAUCACGGCGUACCCCUGCGAGUCCUACGCGCUCUUCCUGGACGGGAAGUGCAUGAACUGCAGCAGCUUCGCUCCGGACGGAUGCCCUGUCUUCGGUUAUGAUUCUGUGCGCUGGAGAGAGCGGCUGGUUCGGCUCGGACAGACCAGGACGUAUUUCCAAACUAAUAAAGCCUCUCCUUUCUGCAAGUUCGGCUAUAAGGUUGACAUUGUCACAUGGAACCAGAAAAAACACUGGGGAUAUUUAACGAUUACAUUAAGCAGCGGACUGGAAGAGGCCCGGGUUGAACUGAACCAUAAGUCGCUGAUGUUCGAGAGGUUCGUGGAGAGCAGCGUUCUGGCUCAGUUUGAGCGAGACGUCCAGCCCGUGAAAGAGAUCACGCUCCGGUUCUGCUCGGGGAAAGGGAUCCAGCCUCGAAAGAAACUGCGUCUCCUGAGCAUCCGCCUCACUCCUCUACAGAAACAGCUCAGACCUCUGUGUCGCUACGAUCUUCUGCUGGAGGAAAAUAAAGACGUGACGUUCAGACCGGUUCCCUGUGAAGACUCCAACUUCUGAGAAGACGCCGCUGACCUUCGGAUGACCUUCGGAUGACCUUCAGAUGACCUUCAGAUGACCUUCCUCUCGGGGGGAAGGGUCCCUUCAGAAAUGUGAUUCACAGUUUGUGGUUUGAUUUUCUUCUUCAUGAAGGCACAGCUAUGUUUAACUUGUUUGUGUAGUGUAAAUAAAUAUUUUUCUAAAUAUG